Lipotes vexillifer (Yangtze River dolphin) is the source of this 615-nucleotide messenger RNA. RefSeq names its product hemoglobin subunit beta-like. The coding region runs from base 47 to 490 and encodes 147 amino acids. Gene Ontology annotation, cellular component: haptoglobin-hemoglobin complex; hemoglobin complex; blood microparticle. The record is from RefSeq and is a predicted model, not a curated record. Gene Ontology annotation, biological process: hydrogen peroxide catabolic process; oxygen transport. Gene Ontology annotation, molecular function: oxygen binding; peroxidase activity; hemoglobin alpha binding. The transcript has 3 exons. Lineage: Eukaryota; Metazoa; Chordata; Mammalia; Artiodactyla; Lipotidae.
GCUUCUGACACAACUGUGUUCACUAGCAACUACACGAACAGACACCAUGGUGCAUCUGACUGGUGAGGAGAAGUCUGCCGUCACUGCCCUAUGGGGCAAGGUGAACGUGGAGGAAGUUGGUGGUGAGGCCCUGGGCAGGCUGCUGGUUGUCUACCCCUGGACUCAGAGGUUCUUUGAGUCCUUUGGGGACCUGUCCACUGCUGAUGCUGUUAUGAAAAAUGCUAACGUGAAGAAACAUGGCAAGAAGGUGCUAGCCUCCUUUAGUGAGGGCCUGAAGCAUCUCGACGACCUCAAGGGUACGUUUGCUGCGCUGAGUGAGCUGCACUGUGACAAGCUGCACGUGGAUCCUGAGAACUUCAGGCUCCUGGGCAACGUGCUGGUGGUUGUGCUGGCUGAGAACCUUAAAAAUGAAUUCACCCCGGAGUUGCAGUCUGCCUAUCAGAAGGUGGCGCCUGGUGUGGCUAAUGCCCUGGCCCACAAUUACCACUAAGCCCCCUUUCCUGAUUUUCAGGAAAGACCCUUUUGUCCUCAGAGCCCAAAAUCUGGAUACAGAAAAAUAAAGAAGAGUUUUUAGCAUCUGGUCUCUGCCUAAUAAAAACAUUUAUUUUCAUUGCA